Centropristis striata (black sea bass) is the source of this 1202-nucleotide messenger RNA. Its product is annotated as histone H1-like. Gene Ontology annotation, molecular function: structural constituent of chromatin; DNA binding. The transcript has a single exon. Gene Ontology annotation, biological process: nucleosome assembly. The coding region runs from base 550 to 1164 and encodes 204 amino acids. Lineage: Eukaryota; Metazoa; Chordata; Actinopteri; Perciformes; Serranidae. Gene Ontology annotation, cellular component: nucleosome. The record is from RefSeq and is a predicted model, not a curated record.
AAGUCUGGAUGAACUCCAUCAGCCUCAUCAGUGUGUUUGCUGCGACCAGAAUAACUUCACUUUAUUAUAAUUUCAUAAGGAGGAGAUGUUUGUUUUUACACUCAGUCUCUGGACAAACAUGUGGAGCAGCUGGGAAAUGUUUAUUAUCGGAGCUCUGAUGCAUUUUAAAGCAUUUUAGGAGAGAAAUAAGUGUUAAAAGCCGCUGAGAAGUGCUGUUCUUGGCGGUGAAGAGGUGAGGUUUGGAGGCUCCACAAACAAAAUGCAGAGAGCAUCAGAACUCUACGUGACUUCAAUAUGAAGAGAAACAAGUCCGCUAUCAGCUCCGUCACUCUCAGCCUUCAGCACUUCUCCUACAUUUAGUUUUUAGCCUUUUAUCAGUGCAGAGAAAACACAAGUGUCCCGGCUUUCACAGUGCACAGAGGAGCCGCGGCCUGGCUUGAGUCUCCACGGUUCUCAUGGUGUGUUCAAGUACAGCCCGCUGCUCCGAGCCCUGCAACAGUCCCUCAGACUCUCUGGUCACUCCGUGAGGAACAAAGCUUAGAGGAAGUCAUGGCAGAUAAAGAAGUCGCUCCCGCCGCCCCGGCCCCGGCCAAAGCACCGAAGAAGAAGGUUUCCAAACCCAAACCGGCUGGUCCCAGCGCCAAAGACCUCAUCAUUGCUGCUGUGUCCGCAUCCAAGGAGCGGGGCGGCACGUCUCUGGCCGCCAUCAAGAAGGCUCUGGCUGCCGGCGGAUACGAUGUGGACAAGAACAAGGUCCGCGUCAAGACCGCCAUCAAGGGCCUGGUCGCUAACGGGACUCUGACCCAGACUAAAGGGACCGGGGCCUCCGGAUCCUUCAAGCUCGCCAAGAAGGCCGCCGAGCCCAAGGCCAAGAAGCCCGCAGCUAAGAAACCUGCAGCUAAACCUAAGAAGCCCGCAGCCAAGAAACCUGCAGCGGCCAAGAAGCCCAAGACAUCGGCAGCAAAGAAGCCAGCAGCCGCAAAGAAGUCUCCCAAGAAGGCCAAGAAACCCGCAGCGGCCAAGAAAGCCACCAAGAGCCCCAAGAAGGCCACCAAGCCCGCCAAGAAGGCUACACCCAAAAAGGCUGCUGCAGCCAAGAAAGCCCCCGCAAAGAAAGCUGCUGCCAAGCCCAAAGCCAAGAAAGCAGCACCCAAGAAGAAGUGAGCGCCACAUCACUCUCAUCACCAAAGGCUCUUUUAAGA